GCGGCGGCGGCGGCGGCAGAGCCUGAGCGGGGAUGUAGAGGCGGCGGCGGCAGCAGAGGCGGCACUGGCGGCAAGAGCAGACGCCCGAGCCGAGCGAGAAGAGCGGCAGAGCCUUACCCCCUGAAGCCGGGCCCCGCGUCCCAGCCCUGCCCAGCCCGCGCCCAGCCAUGCGCGCCGCCUGCUGAGUCCGGGCGCCGCACGCUGAGCCCUCCGCCCGCGAGCCGCGCUCAGCUCUAGGGUGAUUAGUUGCUUUUUGUUGUUUUUUAAUUUGGGCCGCGGGGAGGGGGAGGAGGGGCAGGUGCUGCAGGCUCCCCCCCCUCCCCGCCUCGGGCCAGCCGCGGCGGCGCGACUCGGGCUCCGGACCCGGGCACUGCUGGCGGCUGGAGCGGAGCGCACCGCGGCGGCGGUGCCCAGAGCCGAGCGCAGCUCCCUGCCCCGCCCCUCCCCCUCGGCCUCGCGGCGACGGCGGCGGUGGCGGCUUGGACGACUCGGAGAGCCGAGAUAGAGUUUCACCAUGUUGUCCAGGGUGGUCUCAAAACUCCUGAGCUCAAGCGAUCUGCCUGCCUCUGCUUCCCAAAGUGCUGAGAUUACAGAGUGAAGACAUUUCCACCUGGACACCUGACCAUGUGCCUGCCCUGAGCAGCGAGGCCCACCAGGCAUCUCUGUUGUGGGCAGCAGGGCCAGGUCCUGGUCUGUGGACCCUCGGCAGUUGGCAGGCUCCCUCUGCAGUGGGGUCUGGGCCUCGGCCCCACCAUGUCGAGCCUCGGCGGUGGCUCCCAGGAUGCCGGCGGCAGUAGCAGCAGCAGCACCAAUGGCAGCGGUGGCAGUGGCAGCAGUGGCCCAAAGGCAGGAGCAGCAGACAAGAGUGCAGUGGUGGCUGCCGCCACACCAGCCUCAGUGGCAGAUGACACACCACCCCCCGAGCGUCGGAACAAGAGCGGUAUCAUCAGUGAGCCCCUCAACAAGAGCCUGCGCCGCUCCCGCCCGCUCUCCCACUACUCUUCUUUUGGCAGCAGUGGUGGCAGUGGCGGUGGCAGCAUGAUGGGCGGAGAGUCUGCUGACAAGGCCACUGCGGCUGCAGCCGCUGCCUCCCUGUUGGCCAAUGGGCACGACCUGGCGGCGGCCAUGGCGGUGGACAAAAGCAACCCUACCUCAAAGCACAAAAGUGGUGCUGUGGCCAGCCUGCUGAGCAAGGCAGAGCGGGCCACGGAGCUGGCAGCCGAGGGACAGCUGACGCUGCAGCAGUUUGCGCAGUCCACGGAGAUGCUGAAGCGUGUGGUGCAGGAGCAUCUCCCGCUGAUGAGCGAGGCGGGUGCUGGCCUGCCUGACAUGGAGGCUGUGGCAGGUGCCGAAGCCCUCAAUGGCCAGUCCGACUUCCCCUACCUGGGCGCUUUCCCCAUCAACCCAGGCCUCUUCAUUAUGACCCCGGCAGGUGUGUUCCUGGCCGAGAGCGCGCUGCACAUGGCGGGCCUGGCUGAGUACCCCAUGCAGGGAGAGCUGGCCUCUGCCAUCAGCUCCGGCAAGAAGAAGCGGAAACGCUGCGGCAUGUGCGCGCCCUGCCGGCGGCGCAUCAACUGCGAGCAGUGCAGCAGUUGUAGGAACCGAAAGACUGGCCAUCAGAUUUGCAAAUUCAGAAAAUGUGAGGAACUCAAAAAGAAGCCUUCCGCUGCUCUGGAGAAGGUGAUGCUUCCGACGGGAGCCGCCUUCCGGUGGUUUCAGUGACGGCGGCGGAACCCAAAGCUGCCCUCUCCGUGCAAUGUCACUGCUCGUGUGGUCUCCAGCAAGGGAUUCGGGCGAAGACAAACGGAUGCACCCGUCUUUAGAACCAAAAAUAUUCUCUCACAGAUUUCAUUCCUGUUUUUAUAUAUAUAUUUUUUGUUGUCGUUUUAACAUCUCCACGUCCCUAGCAUAAAAAGAAAAAGAAAAAAAUUUAAACUGCUUUUUCGGAAGAACAACAACAAAAAAGAGGUAAAGAUGAAUCUAUAAAGUACCGAGACUUCCUGGGCAAAGAAUGGACAAUCAGUUUCCUUCCUGUGUCGAUGUCGAUGUCUGUGCAGGAGAUGCAGUUUUUGUGUAGAGAAUGUAAAUUUUCUGUAACCUUUUGAAAUCUAGUUACUAAUAAGCACUACUGUAAUUUAGCACAGUUUAACUCCACCCUCAUUUAAACUUCCUUUGAUUCUUUCCGACCAUGAAAUAGUGCAUAGUUUGCCUGGAGAAUCCACUCACGUUCAUAAAGAGAAUGUUGAUGGCGCCGUGUAGAAGCCGCUCUGUAUCCAUCCACGCGUGCAGAGCUGCCAGCAGGGAGCUCACAGAAGGGGAGGGAGCACCAGGCCAGCUGAGCUGCACCCACAGUCCCGAGACUGGGAUCCCCCACCCCAACAGUGAUUUUGGAAAAAAAAAUGAAAGUUCUGUUCGUUUAUCCAUUGCGAUCUGGGGAGCCCCAUCUCGAUAUUUCCAAUCCUGGCUACUUUUCUUAGAGAAAAUAAGUCCUUUUUUUCUGGCCUUGCUAAUGGCAACAGAAGAAAGGGCUUCUUUGCGUGGUCCCCUGCUGGUGGGGGUGGGUCCCCAGGGGGCCCCCUGCGGCCUGGGCCCCCCUGCCCACGGCCAGCUUCCUGCUGAUGAACAUGCUGUUUGUAUUGUUUUAGGAAACCAGGCUGUUUUGUGAAUAAAACGAAUGCAUGUUUGUGUCACGAA
Molecule: messenger RNA, 2694 nt
Organism: Pan troglodytes (chimpanzee)
Lineage: Eukaryota; Metazoa; Chordata; Mammalia; Primates; Hominidae
Gene: CXXC5
Product: CXXC finger protein 5
Exons: 4
Coding region: 754-1722 (322 amino acids)
Cellular component (GO): nucleus
Molecular function (GO): methyl-CpG binding; zinc ion binding
Source: RefSeq, a predicted model, not a curated record